AUUCGCGCUACGGCAGGGUAGACCACGAUUGGUACCCCGGCAAACGCCUAAACGUCAUACUAACAACGAACUAGCCCUUUCACAGCGCAAUGCUCUGGCACGCCAUAAAGGCCGCGCGUGAUCCCUUCAGCCCUCAGAUCAAGCUGAACGGCAUUUCUGCCGGUUGACUCAACUUUACAGCAUUAAAAACUGAUCUUGGUGCCAUCAACUCUCACUAAGGAGUACUUCAAAGGGAUCACAUCAUACCUGCCUACGAUCUGACACCCUCGAUCGGGACCAUGGCCACUCCAAACUUUCUGACCAUUCCAGUCGAGCUCCGGGAAUUGAUCUACGUCUUCCUCUUUAGUUCUUACACGAUCGUCCACGGCCUUAGAGGACCCAGCAAACCUGCCCAAGAAUCCACAUCCUCGCCUCGUGCAGCCUUGCUACUCACAUGCCGUCAGAUUCACGCUGAGGCCUGGCGUCACCUUCCACUGAAUGCCACCCUCCAUUUCCGCAGUACGGAAGAUCUCCUUCGUACACUACUCUCUGUCGACCAGAGUGUCAUCACCCGGCUUCGUCACAUCCGAGUCCGCGCGUUCCCGUUCCCACUCUAUGCAAACGACAAGCCGGAAUACUACCCCACGUACUACUUCGCCAAUGCCUUGUCCCUUCUGCCUGGCCUCUGUCUCGAUGAACUGGAAGUGGACGACUGCUGGCACGGCUACGGACAAGGCGAUGGCUGGCGAGACGUAACAACAUAUAUGGAUAUCGAAGCUCUUCUCAAGAGCGAUGCAUGGAAGAGACUCACUUACAUCACGCCUUGUACGGACUUCAUCGCCUCAGGCUACGACCACAGGCGGAAGCGACAACAGCAACCCGAGACUUGGGAUGCGCUGCUGAAGGAGCGUGAUGGCGAGGCAUUCGGCGCAAGUGUGCAGAUGAGGAUUGUACCCACCAAGCAAGCCGAGGCCAGGGACGAGGAGAGAACAGAAGACGGUCGCAAGAUGCAAGAGUGGUCCGCUCGCCCAGGUCACGAAAUUAUCCAGAAUUGGCGCCUAGCAACACCAGAGCAAAGCCUCAAGGGCGAAGUCAGGAUCAUUGCGACGAGGGGUAAGAGGGCGAGAGCUGUGCAGCUAGGUAUGCAGGAAAAGAAGAGUUGGAAAGAGCUCAAGGAGCAGGAAGGUGGAUUUGUGAGAGAAGAUUGGUCUCCCUAUUUCCACGAUAUGGCGGAUGCAAUGGGAUGGGUGUAUGGGGGUUGGGCUAGGAGGAUGCAGCUUGCCAAUCAGGCUAUGAAAGGCUGAGUGGUGUGCAGCAUUAACAACCAUGAAGAUAUCCGGAUACGACACGACGAGAGAUUCGAUACUGGCAGUCACGACUUUCAGUUCGAUCUAUACACUUUGAUGCAAAUGCACAGGAAGAACAAACGAGUAACAGGACAUAACUUCCAAAUACGAUAUCUGAAUCCAGUUCAGCACUGACAACUUGCUCAGACCUCUGAGUGGUGCUCGUUCUGUAUUAUACAUGUCCGCCUGAUCGAGUGUUUUGAGGGCAAUCGAACCGUAGCUCGGCAGCACUUGCCGCGAACGAGCAACAACACUCCACAUUGUCAAGAUCCCGUG
Messenger RNA from Macroventuria anomochaeta, 1601 nucleotides. RefSeq lists its product as uncharacterized. The transcript is spliced from 4 exons. The record is from RefSeq and is a predicted model, not a curated record. NCBI's taxonomy places the organism in Eukaryota, Fungi, Ascomycota, Dothideomycetes, Pleosporales, Didymellaceae. Bases 279 to 1283 code for a protein of 334 amino acids.